AUGACGGCGCUCCACGUCGCCGCGUCGCAUCCGCACUGCGCCGAUGCCUCCGACGAGCUCGUGCGCGCGCUCCUGGACGCCGGCGCGGACUCGGACGCGGUGGACGGCGAGCGGAUGAAGCCGAUACACGCGGCGGCGGCGGUCGGCCGCGUCGCCGUCGUCGAGACGCUGCUGGAGAGGACGACGAGGGACGACGGCGUCGCGGAGGGCGAUUGGAACGCGUCGGGGGUGCAGAAGAUCGUCCAGGAGAAGCUCCGGGCGAUGGGGAUCGGUACGACGCGCGGCGGUACCGGCGGCGGUACCGGCGACGGCGACGACGCCGAGAAGAGGAAACACUGGGCGGGCGCCGAGGGGGGUCCCGACGACGAGCCGCCGUACGUCGCGAAGGGCGCUUCGGACGCCGACGCGGCGGCGGCGAAGAAGCGCGCCGGCGACGAGGCGUUCGUGAAGGGCGCCGACGCCGACGCGAUCGCCGCGUACGACGCUUCUCUCGCCGCGGACGAUUCCAACGCCAAGGUGUGGGCGAACCGCGCGGCGGCGAAGCUGCGGCAGGGCUCGCACGCGUCCGCGCGGAGAGACGCGAAGAUCGCAAGGGAGAUCGAGCCGACGUACGUCAAGGCGUGGUAUCGAGAGGGGCUGGCGUUGACCGAGCUGGGCGACUUCGAGGGCGCCGCGAUGGCGUUUUUCGAGGGGAUGCAGAUCGACGGGGACAACAAGGAGUUGAAGCGGGGGUUCGACGCCGCGAUCGCGCGCGGGAGGAAGGCGCACCUCGCGGGAGGAGGAGGUAAGUGA
Micromonas pusilla CCMP1545 is the source of this 792-nucleotide messenger RNA. RefSeq lists its product as uncharacterized. The record is from RefSeq and is a predicted model, not a curated record. Lineage: Eukaryota; Viridiplantae; Chlorophyta; Mamiellophyceae; Mamiellales; Mamiellaceae. Bases 1 to 792 code for a protein of 263 amino acids. The transcript is spliced from 2 exons. Gene Ontology annotation, molecular function: protein binding.